AUGGAGGAGGUUUCCAACGACCAUCCCCAUUUCUGGGGUGGCGUUGAUAACUUAUACAGUGAUGAUUCGGCUUCUACCGCUCAUAGAAACUCUGUAUCGAGUCACAUUUUUGCAAGCAGCCCGAGUGACACGCUUGGGAACUACACAUCACCACGUUUUCGCGAAGGCCUAAGCCCAAUGAUGACAGAUUUCCCGCUUGGAAACUUCAUCAAUGACACCUUUCAAGAUAACAUACCUUUAUACUCUCCUUCCUCGCAAAUAUCAAAUUCACCUCUGCAAAUUGCCUUUUUGGAACGUUGCGACAGUUCUAGUAGUUUAGAACAAGCACCCCACGGUAUCCCUGCAACGGAAAACCCUCACCGCCAAUCAACUGACGAGUCGGUCUGGGAUCAGUUGCAAAAUGUCAAGACCAAGUCAAAUUUCUUGUGUGACUGGAUGAAUGCCGUUCUAGAGCUAGAUAUGGACCCAGCACUACAAGGCUACCCUAGAAAUGUGCGCACACACCACUCCGGGCAGUACUCAGAGGUUGAUCCCAUCAGCCAAUCAGUUAUGGUCAACAACCCCGAUAUUUAUGACCGUGGCCAAGUGCAUAUCCCUUUACGGCCUAUCAGCUCUGUCACUAGUAGGGAGCUGACCACCGACCAAGAUGACAAGAGCCUGCGAGAAAGUAGUGAUAAGAGUCGCCGUAGUAGCGGUGGUAGUGAACGGAAGCAAGUUAAACGGAAAACAGCUCCAAAUAAGGAAGAGGAUAGUGCAGCUUCCACUACGAAGAAGCCGAGAUAUAUCUCGAUGCGGGACAUCAAGGAAACUCUCGGUUUCAGCCAUUCCGAUGGUAGAAGCGACAACGAGAACGCGAACGAAGAGAAUGCUUGUGGGGAUGGUGCUGGCUGGCAAAGAAUCUAUAGCAACUGGCGUAAGGAUAUAGCUAGUAUGGCAGUCGCGUUUGUAUCUCUAGAAGCAUUUACCAAGAGUACGAAAUAUCAAGACUCUGAGGUAGAUAGCAAUGGCCGGCGUCUAAACGUCAUACAUGGUACUUUCAAAUGGCGUGGUUGGAAUGAGAUGUCAGAGAGCGAACAGAAGGGGUUCCUGAAAUCCGCUUUUCGGCUUCCUUGGUUCGGAGUUACACAUUCGUCUGCAAAAAUUGACGAAUGGAUUAAAAAUGGAUUUUCAUCAACCGUGGGAGAAAAUAACGAUGUCAAUGCCAUCGUUGAUGCCGCAAAAACGGUUAUUCUCGAUGUCUUCAAGAAGCGAAAGGACGGAAUGAAAUCAGCCUAUAUAGAAGCGUACAUUGACGGCAUCAUAGAGAUGGACGCCAACGGCAUGAUAUCUGCUAGACUCAAAAGAGAUGAAAAAGGGUGUAUGGACAACAAUAAGUUUGAUCAAAGGUCAAAAUCUCAUCAGAAUCCGCUCGCAGAUGCCCUUAGUCCUGCUCCAAAGGGUCAAGAACUACCAGUCCGUUACCUUCGAUUUUAUCCUGACGAUGAUCCUAAUUUUGCUUCUAACUCCCUCGAUACCGCCUAUCCAUAUGAACCAGAUCCGAAUCUAUUCGCGUCGCUGGGCCGCCUGAAUACCCAUUCAGCAAAGAUAACGGACAUUCAGCUAGCUAUGACGGCACUAGAUGCUAAUUCUUCCCUCCGUCGGAUUCUUGGGAUGCUUAAGGGCGACGAUGGGUCUACGAAACAUCGAAUGGCAAUUUCCAGUGACCGGGAGUUACAAGCGUGGUUAAUGGCUACUGUUGCUUCGCGGGCACCUUUUGAUAUCUAUUGCAUUUUUCAGCGGAACCCUGCCACAAAUGGUGGAAGGCCAGACUCUCCACCUCCUAAACACUCUCGAUAUCUAAACUAA
Messenger RNA from Orbilia oligospora ATCC 24927, 1845 nucleotides. RefSeq lists its product as uncharacterized. Lineage: Eukaryota; Fungi; Ascomycota; Orbiliomycetes; Orbiliales; Orbiliaceae. The record is from RefSeq and is a predicted model, not a curated record. Bases 1 to 1845 code for a protein of 614 amino acids. The transcript is spliced from 4 exons.